This is a messenger RNA of Onychomys torridus (southern grasshopper mouse), 465 nucleotides long. It is a transcript of the gene Tac4, whose product is annotated as tachykinin precursor 4. The transcript has 5 exons. Lineage: Eukaryota; Metazoa; Chordata; Mammalia; Rodentia; Cricetidae. The coding region runs from base 1 to 465 and encodes 154 amino acids. The record is from RefSeq and is a predicted model, not a curated record.
AUGCUGCCCCUCCUUGCCCUGUGUCUCCUGAUUGGGCCGUCAGUGUGCAGGACAGCAGGGGACAGAGAGGAACUGACACUCGGCAAAGAAGCAGAGUCCUGGGUGACCGUGAACCUGAAGGGAAUCCCUAUUGCCAGCAUUGAACUCCAGCUUCAGGAGACGAAGAGAAGCAGAACUCGUCAGUUCUAUGGCCUGAUGGGAAAGCGGGUGGAGGGGAUACGUCCGAUUCAGCCAAAGGAAAGAAUGGGGUAUCAGCUGGGACGAACAGUGCAGGACCUCCUUGGCCAGAGAGGUCUGUCCAUAGAAGGAACCUGCAGACAGGAGACACACCACCAGAGUGCAGAGCCUGAAGCAGUGGCCAGAGAUGGCCUCCAGAGUCAAAGAGGAAGGUCAGACUCUCUCAGUCACCAGCAACGUGUAGCAUUCUCCCUGGGCACAGAAGAGGAUGACCAGGGUUCAGAGUGA